AUAGUUUCUAAAAGUAAUAAUUUCAAACUUUAUUAUUUUUGGUUUUCUAUUUGUAAAUCCUAUAAACUGUUACCUGCAAAAUCCUUAGUUAAAUAAUAAUCAUUCAGAGUGAAAUUAAUAAAUUAUUAUAUUAUACGGAUUUCGAUCUAUGUCGAUGUACUUGCCAUAGCAUAAAGGCUCAGUCAGAAUUCAGAUACGUCUUGUUUCUUGCAGUGGUCAGUGCAGUGUUUUGCUAGCGAGCAAUAACUUGUUGGCGUGUGGAAGUUUGUGAUUCAGAGCUGGUGUAGAGACGCUCCUUUAUCAUUAAAUGAUUAUUUCAUUCGCUAAAACUAUUAAUAUAUAACAAUAAUAAACACAUUUUCAUAUUGCGAAGUUUUCGAUCUCCUGACGUAGUGACAUAUCGUUUCACAAUUAGUACAGAUUCCACGGUGGAAUUUUGUGUACGUUGUUGAAAAACAUCCGUGAGGUGUAAUAAAGUGCACAGUGAAUUUGCGGUGUAACAAAAUAGUGUUAUUUGUGCAGUGUGUAUGUGAAAUAUGCUCGGUUAUAGUCUACUAAUUGGAAGACAUUUGCAAGAAAGGGAAACGAUGCCGCUUCAAGCCAAUAUAGCAACAUAAUGGCGUAUUCACUAUCGCGGCAGUCUCGUAUCGCUGCCAACGAUGUUGCGACCGGAGUCCCCUCUCGCUGACCAUCGCAGCCUUCUGCCGCGACGGCUGCUUCCGGUCAAGGCACAGAUAGCACCCGCCGACAAAAAGAAGAACCGCAGAUCUCUCGAACUUAACCCCCCGUCCGAUCACCCCACUUAUGACUAUCCGAAACUCCUCAUCUCAAAAACCACAGAUUCCCUCAACACAGAGUGCCCUCGCAAACACUUAAAUAAACAAGAUUCGACUGAUAGCUUAAAGAGGGCGCUCCUCGCCAAAGAGGACAAAAAGCUCAAGGACGAUAAGAAAGUUGCGAAGCAGGAUUCGAGUGAAAGCCUUAAGAAGGCUUUGCUAUGCAAGCAGGACUCGAAUGAUAGUCAGAAGCGAGUGGAAGUCGAUGUUAAAUGGACGCUAAAGGAGGAAAAAAGGGAGGUGAAGCGGGGUAGCGAUAAGAAAGGGUUGCUAGAGACUGAUAUAGAUGAGACUUACAAACGGAUUUAUGAAAGGAGGACCGGAUGUGCCCGGCCCACAUUAACACCCGUGGCAGAGAAAGGGGUGUCUGCAAAGUCUCCUAAUGGGAGUCCCAUCACCCCUGGGGUGGCGGCGGUGGCUGAAGGUGUAGUUCGGUGGGGGAGUGGGCUCCUAUCGCCAAAAGAAGAACCAAGACUUCGACCGGCCAGGAGCUGGUACGGCUAUGGAACUCUACCGUCAGAUAGUGAUAAGAUGGGAGCAGGUGCGAAUGGUCCCGGCGGUCGUCGCGCAUUGGAGCUCAUCUUGAGUGGCGGUCUGAAGUCCUUGGCUAGACAAAACAAACCAGUUCGAAGAGCAGCUUCAAGGGAUUCGGUGUUAACACAGCCUCAGCCGUUGCUCGAAGGUCUAAGAAAGUGCUCAACAGUGCUGGCUCUGACAGACCGAGAAAAAGUCCCGGAGCCGAUAAGAGCUCAUAACAGACUGAGGGCGCCUUCCGUCUGCUCCCGAUGCUCUUCGCUUCUGUCAUUGGCUGGUGCUGGUGGAUCUAGGUAUUCACUUGAUGGUGCAGGCGGUGGGUUCAUCCCAGCAGCGCCGAUAAAUUGCAUGCUGUGUUUAGAAGACGCUACACCAGACAAAGUUACUGUGAUAGCAGGUUGUGGCUGCUCUUUCUGCACGAAGUGUAUGAAGUCAUACGUGGAGUUCGAGGUAUGUAACGGCGCGUAUGAGGUGUCAUGUCCCGACGCAAGGUGCAGCACCAGCGCAGCGCUAUCUAUCGACGAGAUAUCGAAACUUGUUAAUAGCAAUCUCCUGGAGAAACAUAUUAAGUUCCGGAUUAAUCAUGAAGUGGCAAUGGACGCGAUGCGUGCGUUCUGCCCGCGGCCAGGCUGCGACACCAUAGUCCAGGUGCGGGCAGCCAGUCCAGCUCAUUGUCCCAACUGCAAACAUGACUUCUGCUCGCAGUGCAACCAGGAGUGGCAUGGUGGAAUUACCUGUGAAGCGGCGGCUGCGUCUUCAUCAAUGGGAGGCGCCGGUGCACCCUUACUUGCUGACUCUGAAUUGAUAAAACUCUGCCCUAUGUGCCGAGUGCCCAUCGAAAAGGACGAAGGCUGUGCCCAAAUGAUGUGCAAGAGAUGCAAACAUGUCUUUUGCUGGUAUUGCCUGGCCUCGUUAGAUGACGAUUUCCUCCUGCGCCACUAUGACAAAGGGCCGUGUAAAAACAAACUGGGCCACUCUCGCGCAUCCGUUUUGUGGCAUCGCGCUCAGGUAGUGGGUAUAUUUGCUGGAUUCGGUUUGCUGUUGCUGGUUGCUAGUCCGUUGCUGUUGCUGGCUGCGCCGUGCAUUGUUUGCUGCAAAUGCAGAUUAUGCAAUCCAAACACAAAGAACUUAGAAGAGGUGGACGAAAUCGAAAGCAUCAGUCCGGGCCGAGAAGAAGAAGACAGGACGCGGUAUCUCGCCGAAUGACGGUUUUAAACGAAUUAUUAUUUUUUUUAAACUACCCUCACUUUAAAAGACCAGUACAAGCAACUGCGGUUAAAUUUGUUUCUAGUGUGACUGCGGUUUUUCCCUGCUAUUGUAAACACAGAUAUUUAUUGUAUAUACAGUACAUUUAUCAAAUAGCUUAGUCUGCAUUUACGUAACAAAAUAUUUUGUGCAAAAAAAUCAUUUGCAAUAUUUUAUUUUUAUCUCGGGAAGUACUGUAUUUAUUAUUGUCACGUGAUAUUGCGGGUAGCCGCUAGCGGGGAUAAAUCGGAGUGUCGCUAAAUAUGAAUAUUGCUUAAAUAUUUUGGAAAGUGUUUAGUCAGUCGAUAUUGUGUGAGAAAAUGCGAUGGUAAAAAUUAUUUAUUGAGUAUUUAAGAUCUCCGUAAAAGAUGUAAUUUAUUACUAGACAUACAAUUGUACGUAUGUAGAUUAUGUAAGAUCCGAAAUCUAAUUUAGAUGAAUCAUCAAAAAGGCAUUUUAAAAAAAUAAUUUAAGACGCAAGGUAGCUUGAAAAAUAAAAUUCCUGAGAAAAUAAGUUAUGGUAGCAAAAUUAAGCCUUAAAAGAAACAAAACUUCAUUUAGAAACUUGAAAAGCUGGUAUUUGAACCUGCUAUUUUUUUCAAGUUAAGAAAGUUAACUUUUACUAAGCAAAAUAUCGAGGGACCGUUAAAACAGAUAAAUAAAGUAAUAUUUGGCUUUAGAAAAAAGGAUUUUCUUCUAGGAGUAAUCUGUUUUGUCAAAAUCGGUUAAGUAGUUUUUGAGAUACUCACGCAUUCAGGAAUCAAGUAUAUAAGUUGUAUAUAAUAUUGAUAGGUUUGCAACUCGGGUUUCAUUUUUAAAAUUACUUUUGUUAAAUUUUUUACUGACUAAUUCUGUGUACAAUUGUCGCGUUGUUUUGUUUUUUUUUAAAAGGUAAGUUUUGCUAUUAGCGCCACCUCAAGGGGGUAUUGUACUGAAAAUGUUAUAUUAACCUUUAUGCGGUGAACUCAACACUGCCCAAGGUGUCAAACUAUAAUUACGUCAUCGAAACAUGACGCUGGCAUUUUGUCGUUAUCUUAGUACAAAAGAUCUUAUUUAAUAGAUAUGGCAUAGGGGUUCGAUUUCCAGCGAAAUAUUUGUUUAUUAUUCACGCACUUAUAACCAAACUCUUCAUCUAUGAUAGAUGAUGGAUUGUCCUAUGUCCCAUUUGUAAACAGAAACAGACGACAAGUGUAACAUCGGCAAAAUCUGGUUUUUUUACCGCAUGAUAAACAAAUUCAUUCAACUUGUAGUAGUUAUCAUUUCGCUGGGAAUCGACUGUCGGACUUUAACAUAAACAUUUUCAUAUUGACCAAUUUAUUACCGAUAAUUUGGGAAUUGUUAGAUCAGCAUAUUUUAGAACUUCGCCCGUCUUCUUUUAUAGGGCUUCCGGAUCACAUGUGCUGAAUUCGAGGUUUCCGUUUACCAAUAUUACUGAUUGUGUUUCAUUUAUUAAUUCUUGGGAAACUAUAGGAAGGUCACCGGCCCCAAAUUAAAACACAGCAUUUAGAAAUUAAUAAAAACCUCUAAGUCAAGGUGUUUAAUCCUAAAACUCCUAAUUUGUCAUCAUUACAGCAUUGAGGUUGAUAUUAGACUUGGUCGUAAACUCAAGUAAGUGAAUUUGCUAAUAGAGAUUGUUUUUAGGAAUCAUAAAUAAUACGUCAGCUGUCAGACUCCGGCGUGGCAGUACUAAUUAAUUUUUUUUUUCUUUUCCAUCAAGAUGAUUUCUGACGUAAUUGUUGUCAACACAACAUACAAUAUAAUAAGUCUCAAGCAACAUAAUAUCACACGGCGGUUCUCUUUCCUAAAUAUAUAGUGUUCAUUCUUCUGACAAAAUUUCAUUAUUUGUAAGAUUUGGGAACCCUUUUAAGUAAAAAAUACCUGUCAGGUUUCUCAGCUCUUCCAUAACAAACUUAAUAGGAAAUUCCAUAAAUGAAAAUUUUGCAAAUGUCAUUACGUCACGUGAGGGAGCGUUCAAGUAUUACGUAACGAAUUGGGUGUGUAAAACUUUACGAUGCGGGGCGGGGAUUGAAUUACGCGUUAUUGUUAAUAUUAUUUCCUACUUUCCAGUACAUUA
Messenger RNA from Pieris brassicae (large cabbage white), 4689 nucleotides. RefSeq names its product probable E3 ubiquitin-protein ligase RNF144A. Gene Ontology annotation, molecular function: zinc ion binding; ubiquitin protein ligase activity; ubiquitin conjugating enzyme binding. Gene Ontology annotation, biological process: ubiquitin-dependent protein catabolic process; protein polyubiquitination; positive regulation of proteasomal ubiquitin-dependent protein catabolic process. The coding region runs from base 660 to 2576 and encodes 638 amino acids. The record is from RefSeq and is a predicted model, not a curated record. The transcript has 12 exons. Gene Ontology annotation, cellular component: ubiquitin ligase complex; cytoplasm. Lineage: Eukaryota; Metazoa; Arthropoda; Insecta; Lepidoptera; Pieridae.